Thamnophis sirtalis is the source of this 5117-nucleotide messenger RNA. It is a transcript of the gene EPRS1, whose product is annotated as glutamyl-prolyl-tRNA synthetase 1. Gene Ontology annotation, cellular component: cytoplasm; aminoacyl-tRNA synthetase multienzyme complex. Lineage: Eukaryota; Metazoa; Chordata; Lepidosauria; Squamata; Natricidae. The record is from RefSeq and is a predicted model, not a curated record. Gene Ontology annotation, biological process: prolyl-tRNA aminoacylation; glutamyl-tRNA aminoacylation; translation. Gene Ontology annotation, molecular function: glutamate-tRNA ligase activity; proline-tRNA ligase activity; ATP binding.
GCAACCGUGUCGCAUUCCUUCUCGGUUCUUUCUCCUAGUGCCGCUGCUGGAAUGGCGCUGAGCCUCACUGUCAACCCCGGCGAUUUGCCUCUCGGAGCAUUGCUGACUGUAGAACAUGUAAAGGAUCAUGUUAAAAUUUCAGUUGAAGAAGGCAAAGAAACCAUUCUACGAAUAUCUGACCAAGUUACGUUCACUGAUGUGAAUUCUAUAGUUCGUUAUCUGGCUAGAAUUGCCACAUCUGCAGGAUUAUAUGGAUCUAAUUUGCUGGAGCAUACUGAGAUUGACCAUUGGAUGGAAUUCAGCACCACAAAACUGUCCGCUCCUACUGAAUUUGCUUUAGCCAUCCAAGAGCUCAAUAACUCCCUUUCUCUGAGAACCUAUUUAGUAGGCAACUGUUUGAGCCUUGCAGAUUUCAGCGUUUGGGCGGCAUUAAAAGGCAACAAUAUAUGGCAGGAGCAGUUAUCUCAAAAUAAUGCUCCUGUCCAUGUAAAACGCUGGUACAAGUUUCUUGAAGCACAAAAUAGUUUUCAAUCUGUAGAUUCCAAUUGGAAUGUGGGAGACACUGUUCGAAAAAUAAAAAUGACAACAGAAAAGAAACAAGAUAUUGGAAAAUUUGUUGAUCUACCAGGUUCAGAGAUGGGGAAAGUCAUUGUUAGAUUUCCUCCUGAAGCAAGUGGCUACUUGCAUAUUGGUCAUGCAAAAGCUGCAUUGUUGAAUCAGCACUACCAGAUCACCUUCAAGGGUAAAUUGAUCAUGAGAUUUGAUGAUACAAAUCCAGAGAAAGAAAAAGAAGAUUUUGAAAAGGUGAUCUUGGAAGAUGUUGCAAUGCUUAACAUUAAGCCUGACCAAUUUUCAUAUACCUCUGAUCAUUUUGAAAAAAUAAUGAAAUAUGCUGAGAAACUCAUUCAUGAAGGAAAGGCUUACGUAGAUGAUACACCAGCAGAACAGAUGAAAAUGGAAAGAGAACAGAGAAUAGAAUCUAAACACAGGAGUAAUUCUGUUGAGAAGAAUUUUCAAAUGUGGGAGGAAAUGAAAAAAGGAACAGAAUAUGGACAAACCUGCUGUCUAAGAGCAAAAAUUGAUAUGAGUAGUAAUAAUGGAUGCUUGAGAGACCCAACUCUUUAUCGUUGUAAAAAUCAGCCACAUCCACGUACUGGAAAUAAAUACAAUAUUUACCCCACAUAUGACUUUGCCUGUCCUAUAGUGGACAGUUUAGAAGGUGUUACUCAUGCAUUAAGAACAACAGAAUACCAUGAUAGAGAUGAGCAAUUCUACUGGCUCAUUGAAGCCUUGGGAAUAAGAAAGCCCUAUAUCUGGGAGUACAGUCGUUUAAACCUCAACAAUACUGUGCUUUCUAAAAGAAAGCUCACUUGGUUUGUCAAUGAAGGGCUGGUAGAUGGCUGGGAUGAUCCAAGAUUUCCAACAGUUCGUGGUGUCCUUAGAAGAGGUAUGACAGUAGAAGGAUUGAAACAGUUUAUAGCUGCACAGGGGUCUUCAAGAUCAGUUGUAAACAUGGAAUGGGAUAAAAUUUGGUCAUUUAACAAAAAGCUGCGAGCUAUCUGUAAGAAGGUUAUAGAUCCAGUGGCACCUCGGUUCACUGCAUUGCUAAAGGAUGAAAUAGUCACCGUAAAUAUUCCUGAAGCUCAAGAAGAGAUGAAAGAAGUGGCCAAACAUCCAAAGAAUGCUGAAGUUGGCUUGAAGCCUAUAUGGUAUAGUCCCAAAGUACUGAUUGACGGAGCAGAUGCAGAGACAUUGACAGAAGGAGAAAUGGUUACAUUUAUUAACUGGGGCAACAUAAUCAUCACCAAAACACACAAGAACGUCACUGGGAAAAUCACAUCUAUGGAUGCUAAAUUAAAUUUGGAGAAUAAGGAUUACAAAAAAACUACUAAAAUCACCUGGCUAGCAAAAACCUCUUCUGCUUCUCUCACUCCAACUAUUUGUGUGAAUUAUGACCACUUGAUCACCAAGCCUGUCUUAGGCAAGGAGGAAGACUUCAAACAGUACAUCAACAGAAAUAGCAAACAAGAAGAACUGAUGUUAGGUGAUCCUUGCCUAAAAGAUUUGAAAAAAGGAGACAUCAUUCAGCUUCAGAGAAGAGGCUUUUAUAUUUGUGAUCAACCAUAUGAGCCUAUUAGCCCAUAUAGCUGUAAAGAAUCUCCAUGCAUUUUGAUUUAUAUUCCUGAUGGGCAUACAAAAGAAAUGCCAACAUCUGGCUCAAAGGAAAAGACCAAGUCAGAAACAGCAAAGAAAGAGGUUGGUACUACAAUGAAAGGUCCUCCUUCUUCAUUUGGGGCUGAUAUUUCUUCUACUUCAGUUUCCUCUUCAGCCCAGGAUCCCUUAGCUCUUUACAGGAGAGUGUCUGCUCAGGGUGAUGCAGUCCGUGAUUUGAAACAGAAGAAAGCAGCAAAGGAGGACAUUGAUGCUGCUGUGAAACAACUCUUGGCUCUGAAAGCAGAAUACAAGGAGAAGAUUGGUCAAGACUACAAGCCAGGAAAUCCUCCAGUUCCAGCAGUUCCCAUCCAGACAUCCAGAUGUGAGGUUGCCGCCAUUGCCAGUGUAGACAGCAAAACUCUUUAUGAUCAUGUAGCUGAGCAAGGAGAAGUGGUCCGAAAACUUAAAGCAGAAAAAGCUUCCAAGGAUCAUAUAGCUGCUGCAGUAAAAGUGCUUCUUACUCUAAAGGCAGAAUAUAAACAAAAGACAGGUCAAGAUUAUAAGCCUGGACAUCCACCUGCAGCUCCUCUUCCUCCUUCCUCCUUGUCUUAUGCUUCUGAUUCUACUUCUUUAACUAUGAAUGGUUUGACAUCUUCUAGCCAAAUAGAUGAAAAAGCUCUGUAUAGUAAAGUAGCUGAACAAGGCGAGGUAGUGCGGAGACUCAAAGCAGAAAAGGUUUCCAAGGAUAAAGUAGAUGAAGCUGUCAAACUGCUCCUUUCCUUAAAAGCAGAAUAUAAAGAAAAGACUGGCCAGGACUAUAAACCAGGACAGCCAGCUUCAGCUCAGACAUCUGGCUUAAAACACCCGAAAAACACAGAAACCAGUAGUCCUGGCUCUCCAGAAGCACAAGUUCUCUUUAAUCAGGUUGCUCUCCAAGGAGAAGAGGUUCGGAAGUUAAAAUUGGAGAAGGCAGAAAAGGAUAAAAUUGAUACUGCAGUACAAAAACUACUUCAGCUGAAAGCUCAGUACAAGCUGUUAACAGGAGUGGACUACAAACCAGUUUCUACAACUGGUGCAGAAGAUAAAGACAAGAAGAAGAAGGAGAAGGAGAACAAAUCUGAAAAGCAAAAUAAGCAACAAAAACAGAAUGAGGGACAGAAGAAAGGAAUGCAGAAAGAUCAAGGAAGUAAUUACAAUCUGUCUUCUGAUGGACCAGGAGAUGGUCAAGGCCCUAAGAAACAAACAAGAUUGGGUCUAGAAGCUAAGAAGGAAGAAAAUCUAGCUGAAUGGUAUUCUCAGGUAAUUACUAAAUCAGAGAUGAUUGAAUACUACGACGUGAGUGGCUGCUACAUCCUCCGUCCAUGGGCUUUUUCAGUAUGGGAAGGUAUCAAGGACUUUUUUGAUAGUGAAAUAAAAAAACUUGGAGUGGAAAACUGCUACUUCCCCAUGUUUGUAUCUCAAGCUGCACUGGAAAAAGAGAAGACGCACAUUGCAGAUUUUGCUCCAGAGGUUGCCUGGGUUACAAAGUCUGGCAAAACAGAGCUGGCAGAACCAAUUGCUGUACGUCCUACUAGUGAAACAGUAAUGUAUCCUGCAUAUGCAAAAUGGAUUCAGUCGCACAGAGAUCUUCCAAUCAAGCUUAAUCAGUGGUGCAACGUUGUACGCUGGGAGUUCAAGCAUCCACAACCAUUUUUGCGUACUCGUGAAUUCCUGUGGCAAGAAGGACACACGGCAUUCUCUACUUACGAAGAAGCAGCUGAAGAGGUAUUGCAGAUUCUUGAUCUAUAUGCUCGUGUAUAUGAAGAACUACUUGCAAUUCCUGUUGUGAAAGGAAGAAAGACAGAAAAGGAAAAGUUUGCAGGUGGCGACUAUACCACAACAGUUGAGGCAUUUAUAUCUGCAAGUGGGAGAGCUAUCCAGGGAGCAACUUCUCAUCACUUGGGACAGAAUUUUUCAAAGAUGUUUGAAAUUGUCUUUGAAGAUCCCAGAGUACCAGGAGAGAAACAAUUUGCUUAUCAAAAUUCUUGGGGCAUUACAACCCGUACCAUUGGUGUUAUGACCAUGAUUCAUGGAGAUAACAUGGGUUUGGUGCUGCCACCUAGAGUAGCAUGUUUUCAGGUGGUGAUUAUUCCUUGUGGUAUCACUAAUUCCCUUCUGGAAGAAGAGAAAGAAGCUUUACUGACAAAAUGCAAUGAAUAUUGUAAGAGAUUGCGCAUGGCUAAUAUCCGUGUGCGAACUGACUUGAGAGAGAACUAUUCACCUGGCUGGAAAUUCAACCACUGGGAGCUUAAGGGUGUUCCAAUCAGGCUUGAAGUGGGACCACGUGAUAUGAAGAAUCAUCAGUUUGUAGCUGUUAGAAGGGACACAGGAGAAAAGUUGACCUUUUCUGAAAAUGAAGCAGUGAACCAACUCAGCCGUAUUCUGGAAGAAAUCCAUCUUAAUCUUUAUAACAGAGCUGCUGAAGAUCUUAAGAGUCAUAUGGUGGUGGCCAAUUCCAUGGAAGAGUUUCAGAAAGAGCUUGAUUCUGGAAAGAUAGUGCAGAUUCCUUUCUGUGGAGAAAUAGAAUGUGAGGAUUGGAUCAAAAAAACAACUGCCAGAGAACAAGAUCUCGAACCUGGCGCUCCAUCCAUGGGAGCAAAAAGUCUUUGCAUCCCCUUUAAACCACUUUGUGAACUUCAGAAUGGAGCAAGAUGUGUCUGUGACAAGAACCCUGCAAAGUUUUACACUCUCUUUGGACGCAGUUAUUAAAUUACUGUUGGAAAUGAUAAUUUCCUUAUAUUUCAACUUAACUUUUUAAAUUAAAGACCGAGAUGUUUCCUGAUACUAUCCAGGUUUUUGUUGUUACUUUUUAAAAUAGUAACUAACAAAGCCAUAGAGAGUCAUAUCCUUUCAGUGCAACUAGCAGUAUUGCAUAAACCUUUCUGUAUACAGUAUCUCUAUAAUAAAUAAGUAUUGUCAUCUAU